UUGUAACUAUAUUGUUUAUUAAAGGGGAAAAAACGCGGUCCGCCUAUAUCCCACAAUGCCAGUCGGCGAUUUUGAUUAUAAUGCGCAUGCGCAGGGCCUUCUUUCUUUUUUGGACCGAAGCGUUGUCCUAAGAAAUGGCCAAGCGCACCAAGAAGGUGGGGAUAGUGGGGAAGUACGGUACCCGCUACGGGGCCUCUCUCAGGAAGAUGGUGAAAAAGAUCGAGAUAAGCCAGCACGCGAAGUACACCUGCUCUUUCUGCGGAAAGACGAAAAUGAAGAGAGAGGCGGUUGGCAUCUGGAACUGUGGCUCUUGCAUGAAGACUGUAGCUGGAGGUGCUUGGACAUACAACACAACAUCUGCUGUUACUGUGAAGUCUGCAAUUAGAAGACUGAAGGAGCUGAAAGACCAGUGAACAUCUUUUCGAUAAUUUGUUCAUCGCUCAAUAAAUCUCUCAUGAGGAUUUGUUUGACUAUAAAAGUCCUGUCAUCCUUGCCUGUUUUCCUGCAAUUGUGCUGUGUCAUGGUAUUAAGUGGAUCAAAGACUCAUCUUGGACAUGUCUACUCAUGAAUAAAUAAACCCUUUCUCUAGGGGGACUGCAAUAUAGGAACCAAUACCUUGGUUAUCCACCCUACAGGACCUAAAUAAAUUGGACGUAAAUCAUGA
This is a messenger RNA of Paramormyrops kingsleyae, 664 nucleotides long. RefSeq names its product large ribosomal subunit protein eL43. The record is from RefSeq and is a predicted model, not a curated record. Gene Ontology annotation, biological process: translation. Gene Ontology annotation, cellular component: cytosolic large ribosomal subunit; ribosome. Gene Ontology annotation, molecular function: large ribosomal subunit rRNA binding; structural constituent of ribosome. Lineage: Eukaryota; Metazoa; Chordata; Actinopteri; Osteoglossiformes; Mormyridae.